This is a messenger RNA of Lytechinus pictus (painted urchin), 4605 nucleotides long. Its product is annotated as mitochondrial chaperone BCS1-like. The record is from RefSeq and is a predicted model, not a curated record. Gene Ontology annotation, biological process: mitochondrial respiratory chain complex III assembly; protein insertion into mitochondrial inner membrane from matrix. The transcript is spliced from 8 exons. Gene Ontology annotation, molecular function: ATP hydrolysis activity; ATP binding. NCBI's taxonomy places the organism in Eukaryota, Metazoa, Echinodermata, Echinoidea, Temnopleuroida, Toxopneustidae. Gene Ontology annotation, cellular component: mitochondrial inner membrane. Bases 97 to 1353 code for a protein of 418 amino acids.
UUGGAAGUUUGAGCGAUACGGUACUGUAUUCUGCAGCAUGAAUUGAAGAUUGAAAAAUUCGAAUGAUCCAGAGCUAUUUUAUAUGAAAGCACAAUCAUGGGUCUGACUGACUUUAUAGCAAUGCUGAAAGAAAACCCCUACUUUGGGGCCGGUUUUGGACUUGUAGGUGUUGGAGCUCUCCUGACGCUCUCUAAGAAGGGCCUUCAAUAUGGAAGCAUUGCAGCACGGCGCCAUCUGUUGAUGACCCUUGAAGUACCAAGUAAAGACAAGAGCUACCAUUGGUUGUUACAGUGGAUAACAACGAAUGCACGCCAUACACAGCACCUUAGUGUAGAGACAACGUUUACGCAGAGUGAAAGUGGAAAGAUCGAUACUCAAUUUGAUUUUGUUCCCAGUCCAGGAAACCAUUAUUUCAGAUAUAAAAACACCUGGAUCUUUGUUGAGAGGAACCGAGAGAAGCAGAUGGUUGAUCUCCAUACUGGUACACCCUGGGAGACAGUCACACUGACAGCGGUUGGCAGGAACAAGGAACUCUUCUACGAGAUUCUCAAUCAAGCUCGUGAGGCGGCCCUUCAGAAGCAGGAGGGUAAGACUAUCAUGUACACAGCAAUGGGAGCUGAAUGGAGACAGUUUGGAUACCCAAGAAAAAGAAGACCGAUUGAUUCAGUCAUCUUAGACAGAGGCAUCACAGAUAGCAUUGUCAAGGACGUCAAGGAGUUUAUCAACAAUCCAAAAUGGUACUUCGAUAGAGGUAUACCAUACAGAAGAGGGUAUCUACUGUACGGACCACCAGGCUGUGGAAAGAGUAGCUUCAUAAUGGCAUUAGCGGGAGAGCUCCAGUACAGUAUAUGUAUGAUGAAUCUAAGUGAACGCAGCCUUUCCGAUGAUCGUCUCAAUCAUCUGAUGAACGUCGCUCCUCAACAGAGUAUUAUUCUCUUAGAAGAUAUCGAUGCUGCCUUCAUCAGUCGGGAAGAGGCGGAUGAUCCUCGUUACCAGGGUAUGGGACGUGUUACACUGAGCGGUCUUCUCAAUACGUUAGAUGGAGUCGCAUCAACGGAAGCUAGGAUAUUAUUCAUGACAACAAACUACAUAGAUAGAUUGGACCCAGCACUGAUUCGUCCAGGUCGUGUGGACUACAAGCAGCUAAUAGGCCACGCCAGCAAACACCAGCUAGUCCAGAUGUACCAUCGGUUCUACCCAGAACUCGGUCCGGAGGCAGCUGAAAGGUUUGCCAACACCGCACUGUCUUUCAAGAAGCCUAUCAGUGUUGCAGCGGUACAGGGAUUCUUCAUGGUUUACAAGAACGAUGGACUUGCAGUCAUAGAUAAUAUUGAAGCUUUCUGGCAAAGGUGAUGAAGGCUUAUGAGGUCUUCAACUUUUUAAGAAUAAUAUUAGCUGAAACAACUUGUUGAGAGCGAUGUCAAUCUUGCUGGUUCUUCUCGAGACUGCUCAGCGUGAGGCUUCAAGUGGGACAUGAUGCUUAUAAGAAUACCUGUUAUUGGACAGUAUGAGAGUGCUCAGGGAAUGUGAUUUAACCCUUCGACAACUGAAUUUUGGCAUUCCCAUAUGCUUCAUACAGGAACCUCUUGGUUCCAGUAAUGGGUUAAACAGCUACCUGCCUGAUCUGGGGACUUUCUAAAUUUCCAUACUUUGGGGAGCAUUUCAUGAAACAAAUAUAGAUUUCAUUGACUAUUGUCAUAUAUUCCCAAAUUCCUUGCCUUUAUUUGACUCAUUGCACAUAUACAUACGGACUUUGAAACAGAGGGUUGUGGGUUCGAAUCCCAGCCAUGGCGUAAUUUCCUUCGGCAAGAAAUUUAUCCACAUUGUGCUGCACUCAACCCAGGUGAGGUGAAUGGGUACCUGGCAGGAAUUUAUUCCUUGAAAUGCGUGUGCGCUGUAAUCUUAGUAAUUACGGCUGCCAAGCUACAGCUGGGGUAAUAAUAUCCAAGUCCUUUGGAAGCGCAUAGAGACAUUAUUCAUAAUCGUGAUAUGCGCUAUACAAGAACUGUUUAUUAUUAUUAUUAUUAUUAUUAUAUACAUCAAUGAUAUUACGUGUUUGGUAACAUGUGCGCAUUGACUCUCGUCACACUUAAAUUUUUGUGCCUCCCCCCUCGUCUUUGGUUGAACUCAUUCUCAACUUUCACCUGAUUAGUGACGAAUGGCAAAGCAAAGUGUGGCGAUGUAACAUCUCGUUUUUACAGUAUCAAUUGUGAUAGUCAGUAAUGAAACACUCUGAUAAUAGAGCUUCUAAAGGUACCUUGUCAAAAGUCUUAAGCCGCAUCUUUCCUGCAGGAGUCCAGCAAGCAUCUCUUCAUUACAAAUCACUGCAGUCACCAUUGACAAAACAAUGGGGACUACAGGAAAGCUGCAAUGAAAAGAUGCAUAGACCCUUAUAGGGAGAUUCCUAAAAGACAUGGCACAUUGUUUUGACAAGUUGAGUAAAUGUUGAGAGUGGAAUAUGAUGAUUUGUGGAGACUGCAGCCAUGGACUUAAGUGCAAUCAUGUUAGGAUUAUGAAUUUUUUACAGGAUACUUGAAUGACUCAAACCACACCUCUACCGGGGCGUGUUUCACAAAGAUUUUAGUGUGACUUAUGCCGAAUUUACCUUUCAGUUGUGUACGGUAUAUAACGCAUCCCAUUUAAUGGAUUAUUGGUCAGAUUAUGCACACGUGACCGUACUUCCGCGUAUCGAUAAUCAGGAUUAUGCAUUAAAUAACAUGUGCGCGUUGGCGUUUAAGCAUGACUCUAAGGGCCUUUUCACAUGUGAAUCUUGAAUCAUCAUUGUAUUGAUGAUUGCAAUUCGUCUUUAGAAUCAUCGGACCUUUCACACGCUCACUCGAAAACUGUGAUUUGAAUUCAAAUUCCAGAGCGAAAGCGGUAUAUGUCCUUGGUGACUUGUCAAUCAAAGUACUGCAUCGAUACGAUGAGUGGAUGAAAUAUAUUAUCUACGGAAGUGCUUGAAAGGACACAUAAGCUCCACCCCCCCCCCCAAAAGAUAUUUUGGAGGUCAAGCCUUUCACACGUAACAUUCGUACCGUAAUGCGAGUGAAACUUAACUGGAAUUCACCUCCGGAGUAGAAUUUGUAAUUGUGAUUAGCGUUCGUGAUUCUCGUUUGGUUUCACACAUGCUUAAAAUUCGUCAUUAGCCUUAUUUUUCACUGGAAUCAUCAUGCAUAUUACGAUUUUUUUUUACCGGAUGCAAGGGCAGUCAGUCACACUUAACUCUUUUUUAAACACAUCCAGCUUGUGAAAUGGAAUGGUAGCUAGGGUGACAGGGUGAUAAUCACAAUUUUAAGUGUAUUUUAUUGUUAUUGAUUACAUCAAGCUCAGAGACAACUAGGCUCUGUCAGUCAUGUAUUGCAAUAAUUCUUUACUGCCAAGGGCCUGAAUCAUGUACCUUUUAUUCUUUGUUUACUUAUCUGCACACAACCAUCUUGCAUUUAUAUGUCUCUAAUUCCAUAGUUAAUGACAAGACACUACAUGAAGUCAUUUGCUUUCUUUCUUAAAUAUAUACAAACCUCCCCCAUAAGAUAUGGUUUUCAUUUAUGAGAUGGAAAAAUACAUUACCUUUGAGAUAGGACAUUUUGGGCAGCAUGGUUCAUAAGAUAUAUAGAAAAAUUAAAAUCUAUACCAAUGUACUGCAUAGCAUGUUACUAUUUGGUGCAAUUAAAAUGCAUUUAUGAUCUGUGAGGUAUGAGAGGAUACAUUGAUGCCCUUUUAAAUAAAAAAAAAUAAUAUAAAUGAAGGGGUUUCAUAUCAUUCCUGAUUGUAUCUGGUGUCAUAGGGCCUUAGGAUAAUGACAAAGGAGUUGUGAUUGAUCCAAUCAAUGGAACUAUGGAAAGCCAGUAUAAACAUAAGUAAAAUGCAUAUAUGCCCUUUCAUUUAAAAUUAUGUCACUCUAUAUAUGGCAAAUUAUUUUGAUCUAUUGGCAUGACACUUGUUAGCGAAAGGAGACAUGCACACAUUUUGAUAUUGACAAAGAAUUAUUGCACUGCUGGCUUUUCAUAGCUUUGAUCUAUUUCAUGAAUCUUUGUAAAAUGGUGCCAAAAGCCGGUACUAAAUUCACUACAUUAUUUUUAACUUCCAUGAGUUAUCAAAAAUGAAAAUAGAAAUUUUGCUUUUAAUCCAAGCACUGAAUUGAAUAACUGUUCAGUGUUUCUUGUAGAAAUAGGUGCAAGACAAAAAAGGUGCUUCUGAUUGGUUGAAAAUCAAGAUGUGUUUGAUUUCUGGAGUUGUGUUUCAUUGUAACUCUUUGUGCAACAAGGCCCAAUCUUACAAAGAUCUAAGAUUGAUCCGAUCAAGCUCAACUGAAUGGAAAUCCAUCGAUGUCGUAAUUUAUUCUACUGGAAAUUUGCUCAAUGUCCUUAGUAAACAAAGAAGCACACUCAAUUUUCAAGAAAAUGAUGAGUGCAUGAGCAUACAACAUAUCAAAAAAAUAUUUUGAACAAACGUGCAUUUUAGAUAUUGAUGCUGCUGGCUUUCCAUAGUUGCGAUGGAUCUUUGUAAGACGGGGCCCAAUUCCCCUGGUCAUCUCACCAUAUAACAAUUGAACCGUCAAAAUGUCUUUCAUUACUUUAUCCUUUAUUAAUGGAAUACAUGUCAAUG